Lasiodiplodia theobromae is the source of this 774-nucleotide messenger RNA. RefSeq lists its product as uncharacterized. Lineage: Eukaryota; Fungi; Ascomycota; Dothideomycetes; Botryosphaeriales; Botryosphaeriaceae. The transcript has 3 exons. Gene Ontology annotation, biological process: tetrahydrofolate biosynthetic process; tetrahydrobiopterin biosynthetic process. Gene Ontology annotation, molecular function: GTP binding; GTP cyclohydrolase I activity; zinc ion binding. The record is from RefSeq and is a predicted model, not a curated record. Bases 1 to 774 code for a protein of 257 amino acids. Gene Ontology annotation, cellular component: cytoplasm.
AUGAACGGCCAUAGCGGCCAGGAAAAAGGCCACGAAGUCCACACCGAGAUCGAUGUCGAUGAGCUCAACGAGGAUGGCUCCACGAAAACUCUGCUGGCCUCGAACCGUGCUCAAAUCCCAUCCACCCAACAGCUAGCUAUCGAUUUCGAUGGCUUGAGCUGGCCUAGCAAGGGUACGCGGAAGAGGAAGGAAGCGACCGAUCAGGAGAAGGAAGAGCAGUUGGCGAAGCUUUUAGGGGCCGUGAGGACAAUCUUAGAGUGCAUUGGCGAAGACCCCAACCGCGAUGGCCUUCUGGAUACCCCAAAUCGCUAUGCGAAAGCAUUACUCUUCUUUACGAAAGGCUACGAAGAGAGCCUACGGGAAAUCGUGAACGGCGCGAUAUUCCACGAAAACCACGACGAGCUCGUAAUCGUAAAGGAUAUCGAAAUCUCUUCCCUUUGCGAGCAUCACUUGGUGCCCUUCACUGGAAAAAUACAUGUUGGCUACAUACCCAACCACCGAGUGAUCGGGCUUUCCAAGCUCGCCAGAAUCGCCGAGAUGUUCUCUCGCCGGCUCCAGGUGCAGGAGCGGCUCACGAAACAAGUAGCCGUCGCCCUUUUCGAGGUUCUUCAGCCGCAAGGCGUCGCCGUCAUUGUAGAGUCCAGCCAUCUUUGUAUGGUGAUGCGUGGAGUUCAGAAGACUUCCGCAACCACUAUCACCAGCUGCAUGCUCGGCUGCAUGCGGUCGAGGGCCAACACCCGAGAAGAGUUUUUAAGUCUCAUCAAUCGGAAAUAG